AUGCUUCCCUCAGGCUCACCUUUGCUGUUGCUGCUUCUGGUCUGGUUGCCCAUGAGCCUCCAAGGCUGCCUGCAGUGUGACCCAAAGUUCAAGGAGAAUCUGGCUAAGCUCCGGACGGAGGUUGUGCCACGCCAGAUCCACGACUCUCGCCUCAAGAAACGCGCUGAAGAGCUUCUUGAAGGUCUCGAGGGAAAUUUUUUCCUACACUACGCCAACAGCCAGUUUUCUGGCUUGGCAGUUAAGAGUAAAGUUGAUGCCCUGAUCCAUGAGGUGAGGUUCAGCACAGAAAGUCUGCUUCAAACCCGCCUGAAAGACCAGGCUCUGCUGGAAGAAUUGGUUGGAUUCCGAAAGAAAACGACCAUGAAGCUCAAGCAGGCAUUAAAGGAACACCAAAUAAAAGCUUGUGACAAGGUGGCCUGUGUCUGGCUCAAAUAUAAAGUGCUUAAUUGCAAAGGAUGCCAAGAGAUCCAUGCUGUUUGCUUGACGCUAAGUCAGUGUUUUGUUGAUGCCCAGGAGCGCUUGUCCCUUCGCUUUGGAAAAUCCCUAAAGGACCUUAACAUUGCCCAAAAUGGAGUCGCCAUUGUCCUGUGUAUGGGUGGACUGCUCUUUGUGGUGAUCAUAGCCGUGAUUCUUAGGUACUGGAAAAACCGACUCUUGGAAUACAUUUAG
Rhineura floridana is the source of this 669-nucleotide messenger RNA. It is a transcript of the gene IZUMO2, whose product is annotated as IZUMO family member 2. The record is from RefSeq and is a predicted model, not a curated record. Bases 1 to 669 code for a protein of 222 amino acids. The transcript has 7 exons. Lineage: Eukaryota; Metazoa; Chordata; Lepidosauria; Squamata; Rhineuridae.